Molecule: messenger RNA, 708 nt
Organism: Anopheles funestus (African malaria mosquito)
Lineage: Eukaryota; Metazoa; Arthropoda; Insecta; Diptera; Culicidae
Gene: strat
Product: guanine nucleotide exchange factor MSS4 homolog
Exons: 2
Coding region: 226-609 (127 amino acids)
Biological process (GO): post-Golgi vesicle-mediated transport; small GTPase-mediated signal transduction
Cellular component (GO): membrane; cytosol
Molecular function (GO): zinc ion binding; guanyl-nucleotide exchange factor activity
Source: RefSeq, a predicted model, not a curated record
UGGAAAGUCAGAGCUUUGACAGAUUGCAACGAAUGGAAAAACAAAACAACACUGUUUACAACUAUUUUUGCUCCCCAAAAAAUAUUCACAAGCUUCUUUCGGUGCCACCUGCCGCGUAACUGUUUACCGUAAUUGGGUGUGAAUAUACUUCUCCAAUUUUUGUGCAAACUUACCAUUUCGCCAAACUAUUAUGCAAACAAGUUUGACUCGAUAAAACAAAACAGAAUGUCCAGCGAAAAUCCGGCGCCGGCCGAUUAUUCGGCACUAAUUGACGAAGGUGGAAAGAACAAAACAAACGUAAAGUGUGUUCACUGUGGAUCCUUGAUCCUUAGAGCGGCCAACAGUGAUUUCGAUAAUACAGAGUUCCAACUCCCAAUGGCAAAGCAAAAGCGUCAACCAGUGGAUAAGGAAGAAGCGUUUACCAGCGAAACAUUGAAAGACUUUUGGAUGGUGAAGAAUAUGUACACGUUCGAAAACAUUGGCUUCAGCAACACGGUCGACAACCGUAAAUAUCUCACCUGUGCGGAUUGUGAACAUGGCCCGAUAGGAUAUCACGAUUUGGAGACGCAGAAAUCCUACAUUGCUCUUGCCCGUGUACAGCAUGUGUGAGGCGCGACAAUGUCGAUAGACCCACACGUACUGCAUUUGGUUGUGGGCAUUCUUUCCUCAAAUAAAAUCUUGAACGAUUAAUAUUUUGUAACAAUGUAA